CUUUUUUUUUUAUGUUUUCUUGUGGUCGACAUUGCGAAACACAGUCUCGCCCUCCUCCCCCUUCUCGCCUUCAUCUCACAACAUAUCCACAAUGACCGACCCAGCCACCACCCCGCAAACCGCGCCGGACGCAAAGAUCGACCCCGCGGCCUCCCUCCGCUACUGGAACAGCGUGCCCGCCAACGCGAACGUGAUGCUGGGCAUGCUCGGCCAAUACCCCUGGUACACGCGGAUCGACCUCCGGGGCUCGAGGACCUUCCUGAACAAAGUCCGCCGCCUGAUUCCCGACUGCCCGACGGAGGGCAAGCUCGCGCGCGGGGUCGACUGCGGCGCGGGCGUCGGCCGCGUCACCGCGGGCCUGCUCGCCCACGUCUGCACCACCGUCGACGCCGUCGAGCCCGUCGACAAGUUCAUCCAGCUCAUCCGCGACUCCUCCCUCAAGCGCGACGGCGUCGUCGGCGACAUCUACACCUUGGGCUUGGAGGAUUGGCACCCCGACAAGCGCUACGAUCUGAUCUGGACGCAGUUCUGCGUGGGCCAUUUGACCGAUAGGCAGCUGGCGGAGUACUUUGUCCGGUGUCGCGGGGCGCUGACGGAGACGGGCGUGCUGGUCGUCAAGGAGAAUCAGUCGACGGAUCCCCGCGGGGAGGAUAUGUUCGAUGAGGAGGAUAGUAGUGUGACGCGCACGGAUGAGAAGUUCCGGGCCCUGUUCAAGGACAGUGGGCUGGCGGUGGUGGCGUCGGAGUUGCAGUUGGGGUUCCCCAAGAAUUUUCGGCUGUUGCCGGUCAGGUUUUAUGCGCUGAGGCCGGUUUGAGUGGUUACCCUUGGGCGGGGUUGAGAAGGGAUUAUGAAGGGUUUGGGUGAAGGGCAAAGCAUUGAGGUGGUUUCUCGGCUUGAAGGGGAGCUGGGAUGGUCACAGCUGACUGGGUAGAGACGGUAAUUGUCGACAUCAGCCGAUC
Aspergillus brunneoviolaceus CBS 621.78 is the source of this 959-nucleotide messenger RNA. Its product is annotated as N-terminal protein methyltransferase. The transcript has a single exon. The record is from RefSeq and is a predicted model, not a curated record. Gene Ontology annotation, molecular function: N-terminal protein N-methyltransferase activity. Bases 92 to 814 code for a protein of 240 amino acids. Lineage: Eukaryota; Fungi; Ascomycota; Eurotiomycetes; Eurotiales; Aspergillaceae. Gene Ontology annotation, cellular component: cytoplasm. Gene Ontology annotation, biological process: N-terminal protein amino acid methylation.